AUGAAGGCCUUACAGCUUGUGCAGGUCCUCCUUCCGUCGCUCGAGGGCCACCGCCAAGAAAGCCGGCGACCCGACCCCCCGACCCCACCGCCCCCUGCCCCGCCGGCCCUCGCGAAGAGCGUCAAGAGCCGGGGGAGCGGGAAGCUCUCCAGCAGCUUCAAGCUCACCAGCAAGCUCUUUUCUCGAGAUAGCUGGGACGGGGACGAGGAGACCGCCAGCGCCUCCGAGGUCGUCGCGUCCCGAAGAGAGGUGGGCGUCAGCAGGCAAAGGGACGCCCGCGCCGCCCUCGGGAAGUCCAAGUCCAUCGACGCCAUAGUUGAGACAGGCUAUGACCCGACCUCAGCGCGGGCCAGAGACCGGAGUAUCGUCGGAUGGGAAACUGAAAUAGAAGAGAACAGAGAAAUAAACAAGAAAAGCCAGAAGGAGGAAGAGAAGGGGAAGACAGAGCCAGUCCGAGUCGCAGGUCCCGACCGACUCGAAAAACAGGUCUUGGAAGAGUUGAUGAAAGGACUUAUUGUGGCCGGAAGUCCAGGAUCUGGUAAUGAGGCCGACACGGAGUCCUUGAUGGAGUGCGAGCGAAGCGCCCCAGGAAACGCGGACGACAGCGCAGACGACAAGAUGAGCAGCGGGAACGGCAGGAAGACCGCGGUGUCCGGGCCCUCGGGGGGCUCGUGCUCGGCCAGCUCCUCGGGCAUGCCCAAAAUCGACCUCAGUGCCUCCUCCAGGUCUCUCAACCGCAGCAUCCAGCAUCUAGUGCAGGAAGACACGGAAAACCGCCCCGGGCAUCGCCCACCCACGCCCGCGCGCCCGUCACUGCCCACUCUCCUGCCCGGCCGCCUCCUGGACGUGUCGCUCAGCGCCUCCGUCGGCAGCACCAAGAGCGAGGGGCGGUCGGUGGCGCCGUCGCGUCGCGUCACGUUCUCGUCGUUCCCGCGGUCCGCCUCCGAGCCCCGGUCGCUGACCGUGUCGCCCACGCGGAACCUGCGCCCCGAGGACGACGACGACGACGACGAGGACGAGACCGUGACGGACCUGCUGGACUCCUCGACGCGUUCCGAGGGCUGGGACCACAUCCGGGGGGCCAGAGGGCGCGGCCCGUCGUGCACGCCCUCGGAGGGCCACGUAGUCCCUCUGCCGCCCAUCAACCAGCCGCGCUUCUCCGAGUUCGGGGUACGCGGGCGCGAGGGCAUCCGCGGGCGUGGCGGGCUGGGCGGGGGCGAGGAAAACGUACUCAACGUCGCCAAAAAGACCCUGGAGCAGCUGGAGAGCGUGCUGGCGCCCUCGGAGGGAGCCGCCCUGCCGCGCCACAUCCCCAGAACCAGGACGAGCCAGCAGAUCCACCUGGAGACCUAGCACAUCUCGCGCUGGCCGCGCGCCCACGUCCAGACACGACCGAAGCCGCGCAAGCAGGCGCGGAGGCGGUCGCGCGCUCGCCACGACCACGAGGACGACUGAACGGCCGAGCGCAGGACCGGCCGGGGCAGGAGGCGGCGGGUGAAGGGACGGCUCUGUGGCGUCCCGACGGACCGAGGCGGGCUGUCCGAAUAACCCAUGAGAUGGCAGUCUUGUCCUGAGAGAGACCGAAUGCGUGCGAUGUGCGUUCAGGUGCUUUCGCCUCACACUUGCAUCGUUUGCACAUUUUAUCUGGAGAAAGAGCAACCAAAUCAUCAUAGCCAAUGACUUCUAAACUAAUACUUAUUUCAGUGAAAAAGACACCGAGACAUAUUUGACAACUAUACAGUGAAACUAGGUUUAUGUGACGUCUCUGUGCGCAAAUACAAUAAGUGAUCUUUAAGAUGAAAAAAGAGAGAAAAAAAGAAAAAGACGAAAUCACCAAGCAAAUAAAAUAAAUCCGUCCUCAAACUGUGCUUUAUAUAUAAUUAUCAUUUUCAAAGCGACUACGGCCCUAAAUUUAGGCCUGCUUCUACUGUGAACACCACUGUUGCCGCUGUGACCAAUCUGAAACUGAUUCCGAAAGAAAUGCGUUGAUUUAUGUGUCUAGAACUGAACGGAAUUCAGUUUUCUGUGUUUAAAGUGACAGUAUUCAUCGUGUUUAUAAAGCCAAACCAGCAUAUUCACGAAGAGA
Penaeus vannamei (Pacific white shrimp) is the source of this 2086-nucleotide messenger RNA. NCBI's taxonomy places the organism in Eukaryota, Metazoa, Arthropoda, Malacostraca, Decapoda, Penaeidae. The record is from RefSeq and is a predicted model, not a curated record.